Messenger RNA from Suillus paluster, 1167 nucleotides. RefSeq lists its product as uncharacterized. NCBI's taxonomy places the organism in Eukaryota, Fungi, Basidiomycota, Agaricomycetes, Boletales, Suillaceae. The record is from RefSeq and is a predicted model, not a curated record. The coding region runs from base 1 to 1167 and encodes 388 amino acids. The transcript is spliced from 7 exons.
AUGGCAAGAUCAGGUCAUUCCACUCAGUUGACUUCCACUUCUGGAAGACAUAGGGCGCGUCAACCACAGACACAGAAGUUCACAGACAACGAAAUUUUGGAGUUGAAGAACUACCUUCCUGAGUGGACUUCGGCGAAAAGGAAUGAGAAGCGGGCAGGUUUCACUGCCAUAGCUAGGGCUGCCAGGCUAUUUGCUCCCAAGGUUGACCAAGCACAAUGGAAGAAGAGGAAGCGGAUGUACAAGACAUGGUUGUUCAACAACAAGAAAAAGAAGGAGAGGAAGGACAUGAUAAAGUAUGGGAGGAAAUGGACUCCCAGGCAGGUGAUCUACCAGCAGAAGUGGGAGGAGGUGCUGAAGAGGAUCAAGGAUGAGUCCAGGGCAAAGCCAGGAGGUCCUGUUGGAGAAGGCGAAGGACACAGCCGAAGAAUGGUCAAACAACUUUCCACCUCCGAGAUACAAGCACAAGUGGCUCGUAAGAAGGGACCGGUGUAUAUGGAGCACUUUUUGAAGGAGAUGUGGAGGCAAUACAGGAUGAGAGUGUUUGUGAUGUCAGCAUGGAAGAAUGAACAGGGCGAGGUGCUGUUCGGGAUGCACAAUGAUAACGAGGCAUUAGGAGAUGGGGACAGUUUCAUGAAGACGAAGGAGUGGGAGGACAUCGAGCCAGUUUGGCAGGAGUAUGCACAGGAACAAUUUGGUGCCGGGGCACGGGAUGGAGGGCAACAGGUGAUGGGAGGUCGAAAGAGAAUCAGGAAGCCUGCUUUUGAACUCAAGACCAAUGGGGAUGGGAUGCUGGUGCUUCCAGACAUCACUGAAACGAAACUCGAGGAGAAGAAAGCCAUAGUCAGAGCAUUUCUUACAUCGCACUAUCGUAUCUGUUCCGGGAUUGACAAGGCAGUUGUGCCAUGGAGCGCCAUCGUACAAAGUCAGGAUGACUUUGUGGCAAGAAAGUAUGUUCCGGUGGAUGUAGACUUGAAGGAGCCAUCGAAGUUGCAACAUUGGGACAUGACCGCCUUACUGAAUUUCUGGUAUGCUCGGCAGGAGAAAGGCAAAGGUCCAACAUUCCUGUUCAAAGCAUCGAAGAACAGAGAUGGGGACAUGAAGAGAUACAGUGGCUCAAAAAACUGUCCACAUGUUUUCGCAUUUUUCACUGUCUAUGAUAUUGUGUGA